AUGAGGCCAGGUCGAUCAGCAGCAGCAGCAGCGAGACAGACAGGAGCAGCAGCAAGAUCAGCAGGAGGACAGGAGCAGCCAGCAGCAGAGCAGCAUCAAGGACGGGAGCAGCAGCAGCGGAGCAGCAUGACCAGGACAGCAGCAGCAGCAGGACCAGGAUCAGCAGCAGCUAAGACCAGGAGCAGCACGCAGCAGAAGCAGGACAGUAGCAGGGAGCAGGAGCAGCAGCAGGACCAGGAUCAGCAGGCAUGCCAUGAGAGCAGCAGCAGCAUCAGCAGAUGCAGCAGCAUCAGCAGCAGCAGGACCAGAGCAGAGCAGCAGCGCAAGGACCAUGUAGCAGCAGCAUGCAGCAGCAGCAGCAGUAACCAGGAGCAUCAGCAGCAGCGCAGGAGGACCAGAGCAUCGCAGCAGCAGCCUCAGACACAUGAGCAGCCGGGCAGAAUCAUCAUUACCAGCAUCAGUCAUCAGCUAUCAGACCAUGGACAUCAUCUGCAGCAGCAGCACCAGUAUCAUCAGCAGCAGUACAGCAAACACACACAAGGAACAAGAAAAACAAAAGCGCAGUACACAGUUACAUUUAUACAAUUUACAGUAAAACGAGGCAAUGAACGCAAGAAAAUAUAA
Messenger RNA from Penaeus indicus, 624 nucleotides. RefSeq names its product adenylate cyclase, terminal-differentiation specific-like. The record is from RefSeq and is a predicted model, not a curated record. Bases 1 to 624 code for a protein of 207 amino acids. Lineage: Eukaryota; Metazoa; Arthropoda; Malacostraca; Decapoda; Penaeidae. The transcript is spliced from 4 exons.